AUGUCCUUAGUUUUAACAAAAGCAGCACUAGCUUUAAAGAAUGCUGAAAACAAUUUCCAAGUUGUUAAAUUCGAAGCACACAAACCUAAAAAGAAACAAGGUGAAAAUAAUCAGGUAACUAAACCAAUAGAAAAUGCAAAUAAGGAUUUGGAUAUAAAGAAAAUAAGACAUGAAAUCGUCAAAUUUGGAAUGUCUGGUUUUGAUCCUAAUAAAAAGGAAGAAGCAAAAAUAGCUCUUGCAGUGAGUUUAGGUGCAAAACCUCCUAAAAGAGAAUACAUAAAUUAUAAAGAGUUAAUGCAAAAGAGGAAACAAGAAAAAUUAAAGCAAACCGAGGAAAAAAAAUCCAUGAUAGCUAAAAGUAAUCUAAGUACUGGUAUUAAGAAGAAGAAGCAAAAGAAAAAUGAUGUGGGACAUUUAUUAAGCAAUUAUGGAAAGGUUCAGAAAAAUGAUUUAAAAAAAGACUCAAAUAAAGGUCCCGGAAAAAGGAAAAAGAAG
Brenthis ino (lesser marbled fritillary) is the source of this 495-nucleotide messenger RNA. The record is from the annotation of a GenBank genome assembly. Lineage: Eukaryota; Metazoa; Arthropoda; Insecta; Lepidoptera; Nymphalidae.